Messenger RNA from Cyclospora cayetanensis, 3027 nucleotides. RefSeq lists its product as uncharacterized. NCBI's taxonomy places the organism in Eukaryota, Apicomplexa, Conoidasida, Eucoccidiorida, Eimeriidae. Bases 1 to 3027 code for a protein of 1008 amino acids. The transcript has a single exon. The record is from RefSeq and is a predicted model, not a curated record.
AUGCUGAUGUUGGAGGCAAUUACUCCUUCUGAGGCGUCCUUAAUACCUUCGAAGUCUUGUUCCGCCUUGAGUAAUGACACACCGAAGGCCAUUUUACCGAAUAAAACUACUGACCGAAGCCCGAAACAAGCGACUUUCCGUGAGAGCAUGGAACAUAUGAGUUACCGAAUUUCCCCAGGCGAGAAGACAACCUCGAACUCUAACGGCUUCAAGGACAUGCCACCGUUUUUGCAGCCUAUGAUAAAUACCCAUUCGCCCUGCCACAGAUGGCCUAUGCACUUACCUGCCCUAGUAGAGGCAACCAAAGUAGUUCUAAAGGAACUCUCUGGAACAGCAACGGUUAGUGCCUUGGCGAGCUUCCCAGUUCCAUCUACCGCCUCAACUACAGCCGGCGAAACUGAAGCAAAGGGUGUAGAAGCUGACUUUAACGAUCUUGAAUCUAGGAAAAGAACAAAGUUUCUUGGGACAAGGAAAGAGCCCCAAUUUGGCCCAAAGUCGGUCAAGGUCGAGGUAGCAACAAUAAAAUCACAUUCACCCUUGAAUCCUAUUAGGAAAGCAGAUAUUCCUCUAGCACUGAAACCCCUUGGAUAUUUUACCGAUGGAAUUGCGGUAGCUGUGACAGAGGAGAAUGCUUUGGCAACGCAAGAGCCCACAGAACGUUGUAACCCACACCCCUUACGGGAACUGCUGGCCCCUUCUGAUUCUGGCUUACUGCCAAAGACCCGAGCAGAUUGUACUAGAGUAGGUGCCUUAGGCAAAAUAUGGAAUGGUUCCCCAGCUGCUGAAAUUGUUGCAGCUCUCGGGGAGUCGAGUCUGCGCCUGGCGACUGCAGCGUACGAGGGCCUUGAGAGCAGCCCUUCAGAUGUUGGAGGGAGCAGGUGGCAACCGAGGCGGGGUGCGGAAACUCGUUUUUCGGGUAAUUCAUAUGCCAAGCUUUCCCUUGUUGAUUUGCCUUUAUCUCCAAAGGCUCCUUCAUCCAGAAGACAUUGUCGUGCCACCGGACCUAAAGGUGGUAUGCGGCCUUUUUAUAGCCCUCCAGUCAGUAGCAAGAGGCACUCACGGAUCUGUCAACGCACCCCUUUAGGUGGAAGAGAAACGAAAGUGCCACCAAACCCAGUUCGAGCUUCGUCACCGCAGUAUCCCACAAUUCGCCUAGCGAGGUCCGCAUGCCAAAAUGAAUUACCACCAGAUAAAGGCCGGUGCCUCAACGUGCAGAGGAAGUACAACAUAGACAGUGGUUCUCAAAAAUCCUCUUGUGUGGAAUCGAUCAAUUUUCAAUACACGGGAGAGGUGCCCGCUCACAACAAUCCAGUUUGCUGUUGUAACAUGAGGAGCCUAUCUGCGAUGAGAAACACGAGUAGUGCUACCCAUUUUCGGAGCAGUGAGCUCAAGCAACAAGAACGUGAAAAAUGUGUGAUAAACUUAGCUACACCCACACCGAUUGCCUCCAAUGCAUCAUCCUUUAGUCAAUCUGUGCGAAAAGAUUUCGAAGGCCAGGGUAGGUCGCCAAAGCGGCUUCCGCCAGCAGGGCUAGGGCGACAUGACCCGAUUACGAGCAAAUACUAUGCCACUGCCGCGUCCCAAGCAGAGGGCGAGGAUCAGUUUUUAGCCUUGCUGCAGCAGUCCCUAGGGAUUCUACAACGAGAGGCCUCUCGCUGCUUUGCCACGUCCCAGGCCAGCAUGAAACAAAAACUCUGUGUGGAACUACAGCGCGAGAAGCAGUUGCGGUUGCGGCUGCAACAGGAGCACCAGCAUGCAAGUGCUGCUGUUUGUGCUGAGCUUAGUUCUAUGCGAGAGCAACACAAAAAGGAUCAGCGGCGGCUAGAAAAACUACUGGUUAUAUCUCUUAACAGAAAAGAGGCACAUGACGCUGUCUGCCUCCUGCGAAUGGCCUGGAGAGGGUGGCAGCAGCAACGUCGGCUCAAACGGAGGCAGAGCCAGCUUCAAAAGGUUCUGCAGCGGCGCUGCGUGCUCCUUCUUCUACUUCGAACAUUUUCUCCAUGGAGAUCAGCAACGAUAAGGCGCACUCUGGUGCAGCAGCAGCAAAGAGCACAUCAGAUGAUACAACAUGAGACGGACCGCCUAGGCCAGGCCCACUUGGAAGGCAUGCAGCAGCAACAACAACAGCUGGCACGGCUUCAACAGCAAUUAUCAAGCGAAACUCGGCUUUGCGAAUGUUUGAAGCAGAGCUUAAUUGCGAUCGCGGGUGGGGGAGCUAUCCGAGGGGCGUUUCAGGGAGCUGUCAAACCAACGGCUUCCAUAACGACGCCAGUAGCAUCGGAGUCAUUGUCAUCUGGGAUAUUUAAAGGAAAGAGGCAGCAGCAACGCAUGCCAACUGAAGGUAUCAGGCAUAAGCAGACCCCAUUAGCUGUGGUUGGAAUGAAUGUAAACCUCGGUGACCGGCGGAAUCAGGAGCAGCUGCAGGUAGGUCACAAGACACUGGAGUUCAAUGCCCUCCAGCAGCUGCCCUGCUGGAAUUGGACUCAACAGAAUAUGGGAUUUGGGCAUUUCUCAUCACCAAGCACUGCAAAGAAGGCAAUUUCUGGAGCCAUGAAGUGCCCCAUGGACACUCGUGGACGGCGUGUCAAGUUUAUGGAUGAGGAGGCUCACCAGCAACACCAAAAGCAGCAGCCCCUCACCAACCCGUCUACAAAGCCUCAUUAUGCCGUACACCUGGAAAAAAGUGAUGCGGUGUUAGGAUGCUCCAGGUGGGCCUCUGCAUGCUGGCCCCGAAGACAAGGUUCUUCAGACUCAAUAACCUAUGGUUCCGCUCCCACCGUUGAUUGCGAUUGUUGGGGGUUGCCUCUUGGCACAAGAGCAAAGCCAAUUACGACAAAAUCACCACAAAGCCCUGAAUGGGGCAAUUUCAUUUCAACGCAUGCUUCCGCUCUUCAGGACGCCAGGACAAACGAAGGGAAGACAAACCAUGAAGGUCAUGAAAACUUUUUGUUGAGGGUGCUUCCAUGCAGCCCGUUCGGGCUAGACAACCAGGCGCAUAAGGACAGAAGGUGGACACCAGCAGCAUAG